AUGUCGUUUGCUGCUCGCAACCUCUCUCGUGCUUUGGUUCGCCGUACCCCUGCUGUGGCCGCCCGCCGUAAUGUGGUGACCGUUCCUCGUUUGGGCACCAAGGAACAAAUGGAAAAGGAGGCCAUUGAGCAAAUCCGUGCUCGAUUGUCUUACCAAAAGGAAAUCAUGGAGGCCAACCCCCACAAGUCUCAUGCCGAAGAAUGGGCCGAACUCUGGACUUGGAUCAAAAUCUCGAUCUUCUUUUGCGGACCCCUCUGUAUCUUUGCGGUCACCAAGGAUUUGCUGAUUGAGGAGCACCACCACCGCCCUACCGAAGGCAACCCCGAAUACAUGGGCAUCCGAAACAAGGAGUACCCAUGGGAAUGUGACAGCUGUGAUUUGUUCGAUAUGGACUGCUGGAAGAAGUGCCGUGCUGACAAGCUUGCCGGUAACUAA
Molecule: messenger RNA, 435 nt
Organism: Cylindrotheca closterium
Lineage: Eukaryota; Bacillariophyta; Bacillariophyceae; Bacillariales; Bacillariaceae
Source: the annotation of a GenBank genome assembly